Portunus trituberculatus (swimming crab) is the source of this 402-nucleotide messenger RNA. It is a transcript of the gene RpL29, whose product is annotated as 60S ribosomal protein L29-1-like. Lineage: Eukaryota; Metazoa; Arthropoda; Malacostraca; Decapoda; Portunidae. Gene Ontology annotation, biological process: cytoplasmic translation. The transcript has 4 exons. Gene Ontology annotation, molecular function: structural constituent of ribosome. The record is from RefSeq and is a predicted model, not a curated record. The coding region runs from base 104 to 337 and encodes 77 amino acids. Gene Ontology annotation, cellular component: ribosome; cytosolic large ribosomal subunit.
AGGCAGCAAGCCGAAGAUGUGGGAGCGCCGAAACAUCCCUUUGGUUUGGUGCCUUCCUUUCCCGCAUCGACUUAGCAGUCAGCCAGGUGUGUGACUGGACAACAUGGCCAAGUCCAAGAACCAUACUAAUCACAACCAGAACCGCAAGGCUCACCGUAAUCCCAUCCGCCGCCCUAAGAAGCAGAAGCAUCCAUCCAUGCGAGGGGUUGAGCCUAAAUUCUUGCGCAACAUGAAGUUUGCCCGGAAGCACAACCUUCCUGGCCCCAAGCAAAAGAUGGUGGCUGCAGCCCGAGCCAAGAAGCGUGAGGCACUGGCAGCAAAGAUUAGCAGUGUGUAGGAAAGCUGGUAUUUUGCUUGCUUUUACACAUAUUUAAGGAAAAGAUAAAUAAAAUUUUCAGAUUC